Camellia sinensis is the source of this 1606-nucleotide messenger RNA. Its product is annotated as nicotinamide adenine dinucleotide transporter 1, chloroplastic. Gene Ontology annotation, biological process: nucleotide transport; transmembrane transport. The record is from RefSeq and is a predicted model, not a curated record. NCBI's taxonomy places the organism in Eukaryota, Viridiplantae, Streptophyta, Magnoliopsida, Ericales, Theaceae.
GGACGAUAGGUUUGAUGAGAUGAGAUGAGAUGAGAUAGAUAGGAGAGAGGAGAGAGAAACCUACGAAAGCAAAGAAACUUCAUUCCUCCUCACAUUUUACAUGGCGAUUUCGAUUCUCGAUCCCAUCGAUACCUAACAACCCCUUGACCAGCAAUCAGCUAAUCACCACCCAAACCCUAAUUUGAUUGAAUUCAAAGCCGAUUCGAUUGCUUCGCUGAAAGCUCUCUACCGCCUUGCCAUGCGACCCUGGUUCUCUGCGAUCUCCCUCUCGAGAGAGGACUUUUCGUUGACUUCCAAUCGAGACUACUGUUUCGAAUCUUUUCAACCCGAUUCUCGUAGAUUCAGCUAUGGCCGCCACCAAUACUCACAGCCCUAGCUCCAAAGGCCUCCUCUGCAAUGCUGCUUCUGGUGCCGCCGCUGGAGUUAUUGCAGCAACGUUUGUGUGUCCUUUAGAUGUUAUCAAGACUAGGUUUCAGGUUCAUGGUCUAUCAGCGCUCAGUAAUGGAACUAAUAAAGGUAGUGUCAUAGUUGGGAGUUUGGAACAAAUAUUUCAAAAGGAGGGUUUGCGUGGUAUGUACCGUGGGCUCUCACCCACUGUGCUGGCAUUGCUUCCAAACUGGGCGGUUUAUUUUACAAUUUAUGAGCAGCUCAAAAGCUUUCUUUACUCGGAUGAUGGGAAUCAUCAACUUUCAAUUGGUGCUAAUGUGGUAGCUGCUUGUGGUGCUGGAGCUGCAACAACAAUUGCUACGAACCCUCUUUGGGUUGUGAAGACAAGACUUCAGACUCAAGGAAUGAGAACAGGUGUGGUGCCAUACAGGAGUACACUGUCUGCUUUGAGAAGAAUUGCUCAUGAAGAGGGUAUUCGUGGAUUAUACAGUGGUCUUGUGCCUGCAUUGGCUGGUAUCAGUCAUGUUGCCAUUCAAUUUCCAGCAUAUGAGAAAAUCAAAAUCUAUUUGGCCAACCGUGGAAACACUACAAUGGAUACACUCAGUGCAAGUGAUGUUGCUGUUGCCUCCUCAGUUUCCAAAAUAUUUGCAUCAACAUUGACAUAUCCACAUGAGGUAGUACGCUCCAGGCUACAAGAACAAGGUCACCACUCCGAGAAACGAUACUCUGGUGUCGUGGACUGCAUUAAGAAAGUAUUUCAACAAGAAGGCAUCCCCGGUUUUUACCGAGGGUGUGCCACCAACCUGCUCAGGACUACACCAGCUGCUGUAAUUACAUUCACCAGCUUUGAAAUGAUUCAUCGGUUUCUUGUUAAUUUGUUUCCUCCUGAUCCACAGCCUCACGCAUUGUGAAGAUUGAUCAUGUUCAGCUCAAGGAUCUAGUGGCAGAAAAACCAUUUUGCAAAUUGGUGCAUCAUUCAACAGGCAAAGCAAACCAGGCCAAACCUAUUUUGUUUGGAUGAUUGUUGUUCCGGAAUUGGUUGUGUUUCUAUUGUUUUUGGUAGCUUUUAGCAACAAAUAUUUAUUAGCAAUUACACAUUGUGAACUCAUGCAAUGAUAAGUCUCCUGAUGGAGAGUGAGGAGGAGGAUUACAAGUUAUACUGACAGUGAUAAUGAUGAUAAAGUGAAGUAAAAUACAGACUUUAAUUUGUUUGUUUUUC